Molecule: messenger RNA, 1852 nt
Organism: Colias croceus (clouded yellow)
Lineage: Eukaryota; Metazoa; Arthropoda; Insecta; Lepidoptera; Pieridae
Gene: DnaJ-1
Product: dnaJ homolog subfamily A member 2-like
Exons: 2
Coding region: 101-1315 (404 amino acids)
Biological process (GO): response to heat; protein refolding
Cellular component (GO): cytoplasm; cytosol
Molecular function (GO): Hsp70 protein binding; ATP binding
Source: RefSeq, a predicted model, not a curated record
AUCUGUACUCUGUAGACUGUAGAUUUCUUUAUUCCUUCCUUUCGUAUUUCAUCAGCUGCAUUAGAAUUACUCCCUUUUACAAUAAAGAUUUAUAGAGAAAAUGGCUGAUAAUAAAUUAUACGAAAUAUUAGGUGUUACGAGGAAUUCAAGUGAUGCGGAAAUAAAACGAAACUACCACAAGUUAGCUAAAGAAUAUCAUCCUGACAAAAAUCCUGCAGCUGGUGAUAGAUUUAAAGAAAUUAGUUACGCGUAUGAAGUUCUCUCUGAUCCCAAAAAAAGGCAAACCUAUGACAAGUAUGGCUUGAAAGGACUACAGGAAGGUGGCCAAGGCGGUGGCUUCCCUCAAGAUGAUUUGUUUAGACAAUUUUUUGGUGACAUUUUUGGAAUGGGUGGUGGUGGAAGGAGUCGUGGACGUGCCCGUGGAGAAGACACGGUUCACACAUUAAAAGUAUCCUUAGAAGAUAUGUACGUAGGGAAAACUGCAAAGUUGCAGUUGAGUAAAAAUGUGAUAUGCGGACCCUGCAAAGGUGUUGGUGGAAAACCUGGAUCUGUUGUAUCAUGUAGAGACUGUCACGGUCAGGGCAUUAAAGUGUCUUAUCAGCAGAUUGCGCCCAAUAUGACACGCCAGUUUCAAACACGCUGCCCUACUUGCCAAGGACAAGGUGAAACUAUUAGUGAAAAAGAUAAAUGUCCUAAAUGUAAAGGUAAGAAAGUAUUAAAUGAAACUAAAAUAUUAGAGGUGCAUGUUGAAAAAGGAAUGCGCGAAAAUCAAAAAAUUACAUUUAGGGGUGAAGGUGAUCAACAACCUGAUACAGAACCAGGGGAUGUUAUUAUUGUACUUCAACAAAAACCACAUGAUGUGUUCCAAAGAAGCGGUGAUGAUCUCAUCAUAAAUCAUGACAUUUCUUUAACAGAAGCUCUAUGUGGAUUUCAAUUUGUUGUUAAGCAUUUGGAUGGACGUGAUCUGCUGAUCAAACAUGCUGCAGGGGAAGUGAUUAAACCGGGAGACUUAAAAGGAAUACAAGGAGAAGGAAUGCCCCAAUUCAAGAAUCCAUUUGAGAAGGGAAAUUUGUAUGUAAAGUUUGAUGUCACAUUCCCAGAAAACCACUUUGCUACUGAGGAGCAGUUAAAGCAAAUAGAGACUGUAUUACCACCUCGUGCUGCCUUUGUUAUGCCUACAGGAGAAGAUGUUGAAGAAGUAAAUCUGAUGGACUACACACCUAGUGAGAGGAGUCGUGGUAGAGAAGAAGCUUACGCUAGUGAUGACGAGGAUCAAAUGCAUGCAGGGCCAGGAGUUCAGUGUGCUCAUCAGUAGUUUAAAUUGACUUAGCAUGAUAGGAAACUGAUUUUGACUCAGACCUCACAUUAUGUAUAAUUUUAACAUAACCUUAGGUAGUUAAUAUUUACAUGUGACACUACACGAAAUUAAUAUUUGCUUCAUUCAUUUUAUUUUCAAGCUAAUGCCUUAAAAUAGUGUUUAAUGUACUUGAAUGGUACUUAGUUUAAAAGUAACAAAUAAAAUACCUAUUGUAUAUGUUCAUUGUUCAGUGUAUUUUAAUAAAACCAGGGUAGUGUCAUUUAUGUAAUUCAUUCCAUUCAUACAUUGCACAUUUAAUGCAUCAACGAUUAAUGGUUUUUGUUGUGAUCUAUAAUUUUAAUUUAUAGUAAUUAUAAUUGUCAUGUUUUCAUUUGAAUUAAAUAUUAUUUUCGUUUUAAAAAUUGGUAAUUAAAGGAAAGGAUUUAGGGAUGAAGUACAUUAACAAAAUUUGUAAUAUUAUGUGUACCUUUUAUAAUUUUGUCAUUAUAAUAUAGGAGUGUAUCAAUUAUUCAGAAAAUAAAGAUGUGAUAAGCA